Messenger RNA from Nothoprocta perdicaria, 1316 nucleotides. RefSeq names its product CUGBP Elav-like family member 6 (gene CELF6). The transcript is spliced from 12 exons. Gene Ontology annotation, cellular component: nucleus; cytoplasm; ribonucleoprotein complex. NCBI's taxonomy places the organism in Eukaryota, Metazoa, Chordata, Aves, Tinamiformes, Tinamidae. Gene Ontology annotation, molecular function: mRNA binding. The coding region runs from base 79 to 1173 and encodes 364 amino acids. Gene Ontology annotation, biological process: regulation of alternative mRNA splicing, via spliceosome; mRNA splice site recognition. The record is from RefSeq and is a predicted model, not a curated record.
GCCUUCCUCACCUACUGCGCCCGCGACUCGGCGCUCAAGGCCCAGAGCGCCCUGCACGAGCAGAAGACGCUGCCGGGGAUGAACCGCCCCAUCCAGGUGAAGCCAGCGGACAGCGAGGGCCGAGGAGAAGAGCGCAAGCUCUUCGUGGGCAUGCUGGGCAAGCAGCAGAGCGAGGAGGACGUGCGGCGGCUCUUCGAGCCCUUCGGGCACAUCGAGGAGUGCACCAUCCUGCGGGGCCCUGACGGGGCCAGCAAAGGAUGCGCCUUUGUCAAGUACGGCAGCCACAGCGAGGCGCAGGCGGCCAUCGGCGGCCUCCACGGCAGCCAGACCAUGCCGGGCGCCUCCUCCAGCCUCGUGGUGAAGUUCGCCGACACGGACAAGGAGCGCACGCUGCGGCGCAUGCACCAGAUGGCCGGCCAGCUGGGCAUCUUCAACCCCAUGGGCGUCCCGUUCGGCGCCUACGGCGCCUACACGCAAGCGAUCAUGCAGCAGCAGGCGGCGCUCGUGGCGGCGGCGCAGGGCACCUGCCUCAACCCCAUGGCGGCCCUCGCGGCCGCCCAGGUGCAGCAGAUGGCCGCCUUCAACGUGGGCGGGCUGGUGGCGGCGCCGCUCGCGCCCUCCUCAGGCGCCAGCACGCCGCCCGUGCCCAGCAUCGCCGCCCCCGUCGGCAUCAACGGCUUCAGCGCGCUGCCGCCGCAGGGCAGCGGCCAGCCCGCCUCCGACGCCAUCUACGCCAACGGCAUCCACCCCUACCCAGCGCAGAGCCCCGGYGUGGCCGACCCGCUGCAGCAGGCGUACGCGGGCAUGCAGCACUACGCAGCCGCGUAUCCGGCCGCCUACGCGCCCCUCGGGCAGCCCUUCGCCCAGGCAGCGCCCCUCGUCCCGCAGCAGCAGCGCGAAGGUCCCGAGGGCUGCAACCUGUUUAUUUAUCACCUGCCCCAGGAGUUCGGGGACRCGGAGCUCACGCAGAUGUUUUUGCCUUUCGGCAAUGUCAUCUCCGCCAAAGUCUUUGUGGACCGUGCCACGAACCAGAGCAAGUGCUUUGGUUUCGUCAGCUUUGACAAUCCGGCCAGCGCCCAGGCGGCCAUCCAGGCCAUGAAUGGCUUCCAGAUCGGCAUGAAGCGGCUAAAAGUCCAGCUCAAGCGGCCUAAAGACGCCAACAGACCCUACUGACCCGCUCACCCCGGCCCGAUCAAGAGGCUGGGCGCCCCGCGGUGUCCGAAGAGUAUCCCCCUUCCCCCGUGCAGUAUCCCGACUUGUAGCUCUCUUUCUUUGCAACGCAUCCCGGAGCAGGAUGAGGAGGAGGAAGAGGAGGA